UUACAAAUUUCUAAUAUUGUGCUGAAGGGCAACCUACAUUAAAUAAUAAGUUAGUUUUGGUACAACACGUGUAAACUCAACUGUCAACUAAAAUAUCUGUUGCUGAUAAAUUCUCGUUUACCGGCGGUAACAUGUAGUCGUCCACCAUAACAGAGUGGCUCAGACACUGCAACUUUCACUUUCUCUCUCCUCAAUUUUCUCCCUCUUCCGUACAAAAAUGGCAGCUUCUUCUUCACCUGAACAUCUUCGCCGAAGUCGAAUUCUCUCUAGUAAGCUCUACUUCGAUGUUCCUCCUUCCAAGGUUCCGCUGAUUUAUUCAUCUGAUUAUAAUAUUUCAUUCCUUGGAAUGGAAAAAUGGCAUCCGUUUGAUUCUUCAAAAUGGGGUCGUAUAUGUCAAUUCCUUGCUUCAGAAGGUGUGCUGGACAAAAGUUGUAUCAUUGAGCCCGAAGAAGCUUCGAAAGAGGACCUCUUAGUGGUACAUCCAGAGAAGUACCUGGAUAGUCUUCAAAGCAGCUCAACUGUUGCUAAAAUCCUAGUGGUUCCACCAGUUGCAAUGUUGCCCAACUGUAUCAUACAGCGUAAAAUUCUUUAUCCAUUCCGGAAACAGGUAGGGGGAUCUGUUCUGGCUGCAAAGCUUGCAAAGGAACGAGGAUGGGCCAUUAAUGUUGGUGGAGGUUUCCAUCAUUGUUCUGCUGAUGAGGGAGGUGGAUUUUGUGCUUAUGCUGACAUCUCUAUGUGCAUUCACUUUGCUUUUGUUCAGUUAAAUAUUUCAAGGGUUAUGAUUAUUGAUCUUGAUGCACAUCAAGGAAAUGGUCACGAAGUAGAUUUUUCUAAAGAUAAAAGAGUAUACAUACUUGAUAUGUACAAUUCUGAAGUAUAUCCAUUAGAUUUAGUUUCCAGGAGCUACAUCAAUCAGAAUAUUGAAAUUCCAAGUGGGACCACAACAGAUGUUUACCUGAAGAAAUUGGAUGAGGCACUUGAGGUUGCUAAACAAAAAUUCGAUCCUGAGUUGGUGGUAUACAAUGCUGGAACCGACAUUCUGGAUAGAGAUCCACUGGGAGGUCUAAAGAUCAGUCCCGAAGGUAUAAUCAAGAGAGAUGAGAAGGUGUUUGCUUUUGCUCGUGAGAAAGGCACUCCUAUACUAAUGCUUACAUCAGGUGGUUAUAUGAAAUCCAGUGCUAGGGUGAUUGCGGAUUCAAUUAUCAAUCUAUCCAGGAAACAAUUGAUAGAUAUGUCAGGCACCCAAGACACUGCAGGAACUGGAAGUUAAAUACGAAGUAUAUCUUCAUGGAAAGAAAAUCAUGUGCUGUACUGCUGUCCUAAAAGAAACCUCUUAUGUAUAUAACUAAAUAUAAUGGCUGAAAAUAUUCAAUUCAUGCAUUUUAUAAAAGGGUUUUUGUUAAGAACAUAUUCCAAUUUUUUGUACAUCAAAUUAUAUGGUAUUGGUAAUUGGUUUCAGAUGAAUAAAAUUGUAGUACGAGCUAUGAAUAUAUAUACCAGUCUUGGCUGGUUAUGUCUUGCUCGGCUUUUGAUUUCCUGGGCAA
Chenopodium quinoa (quinoa) is the source of this 1544-nucleotide messenger RNA. Its product is annotated as histone deacetylase 2-like. The record is from RefSeq and is a predicted model, not a curated record. NCBI's taxonomy places the organism in Eukaryota, Viridiplantae, Streptophyta, Magnoliopsida, Caryophyllales, Amaranthaceae. The transcript is spliced from 13 exons. Bases 218 to 1270 code for a protein of 350 amino acids. Gene Ontology annotation, molecular function: histone deacetylase activity.